AUGAAUACCAAAGCCAUAGUGAAAGGCUUGCAAGCCUACACGACCUGCGAUGUUGCAGACGCUCUCCUAAAGUUGAAAGUCCCACAUGGCGGCUUUCUCGCAGGCUUAACCAUGUGGUCACCAACACGACAAGAGGGACCUACCAAAGCCAUCGGACCGGCGUAUACUGUGCGAUAUGUUCGGAAGAGCUAUGAGAACGAGCCAAAACCUUCAGGACAUUACAUCGACAGUAUCCCCUCUGGCGCUGUGGUGUUCAUCUCUGCUCCGCCGCGGAUGAUUAAUGCGUGCUAUGGCGGGUUGAUGAGCACUCGGGCGAAGUAUUUGGGAGCGGUGGGCACGGUCAUUGAUGGGCGGUUGAGGGACUUGCAGGAGCAUCGAGAUCUUGAGUAUCCGGUAUUCGCACGAGACGUCGGCACAACAGCUCCUCAGGAAGUGGUUCGGGUUAGCGAGAUCAACGCACCUGUGCGGUUGAACAGCGAGGACCAAGAGGCUGUCAUCAACCCGGGAGACAUACUGAUUGCGGACAUCAACGGCGUCGUCUGCAUCCCACAGUCUUUGGCGGAGAAAACGUUGGACCUCAUACAGUCGCAAGUAGAGGCAGAUGAGAAGGUCGCAGCCGAUUUGAAGACGGGGAGAUCUGUUGCUGAUGCUAUGAAGGAGCAUCGUGCGAAUGUUAAGCAGCCAUAA
Molecule: messenger RNA, 687 nt
Organism: Saxophila tyrrhenica
Lineage: Eukaryota; Fungi; Ascomycota; Dothideomycetes; Mycosphaerellales; Extremaceae
Exons: 5
Coding region: 1-687 (228 amino acids)
Molecular function (GO): oxaloacetate decarboxylase activity; 4-hydroxy-4-methyl-2-oxoglutarate aldolase activity
Source: RefSeq, a predicted model, not a curated record